Arctia plantaginis is the source of this 333-nucleotide messenger RNA. The record is from the annotation of a GenBank genome assembly. Lineage: Eukaryota; Metazoa; Arthropoda; Insecta; Lepidoptera; Erebidae.
AUGUGCGACGCGUGUGGUUGCCAAGCAACGCGUCACUGUCCCAAGAUGGCGCAGCUGACGUCAUCGGACGGUGGCGCGGAGUGUAGGGGGAGGAGGCAAGGUCUCACAGCCGUCCGACGACCGUGUCACUUCCCAGUGAAAAAGAGACUUGAGAACCCGAAUCAAGUGUCGUCCUUGAAUUUUGCGGAAGGUAAAGUACAAGGUGAAGCUCAGAGGAACGAGAACCCUAGUUACCGAACUGUUUUAAUGAGGUACUGUACCAAAUCAAAGUAUUUCAGUACUAAGGAGUUGAGCAUCGUGUAUUCAAAAGUUAAGCAAAAUGUGGUGAUUUGA